UUAACUGGCCCUCAUCCACUUAGGUGAAAUACGCGACGUCAUGACCUACUGCAAGAAGUAGAACAGUAACGUAUAUAAACAAAGAACAGCUGAUCAUCCCGUUGAUUGUGUUUUUUAUAUUGCACUUCAAGUAUCCAGAAUUAGACGCCAGUCAUAACCCAACCAGCAUGGAAGCAACAGCUCGAGACCUCUACUUUCCUCUCGAAGACAUGAGUUCUUCAUCUGAGGAGGAUGGGACAUUGGUGGUCAAAGAAGAAGAACUCGAGAAUGAUGGGGAAUUGUGGGAUGCCCAUCCUAGGAGAUCAGCAUUUUCUCCGUACAGGCCAGUGACUGUCUUAACAAAUCUUCAGCGUGGCAAUAUCCAGACUCAGACUGCCCAAGUUCAACCAGAAGAAUCACUACACACACGUGCAGCUAUGGGAGAAGUUUCGUCUGAUGAUCUUGUUGGGAUUGACGUUGAUGAAGUUGACAGCAAUGGUUUUACUCCAGUUAUGUGGGCAGCCUCUUAUGGUCAGUUGCCAACUGUAAAGGUUUUGGUGCAUAACAGUGCAAAUAUAUCCCUGGAAGGUGAAGAUGGUGAAACUCCUCUUCUUCUUGCUGCUAGCAAUGGGCAUCAUGAAAUAGUCAAGUUAUUGAUUGAUUGUGGAAGUGACCUUAAUCAUGUUGAUCAUAUGGGUAAUUCGGCACUUAUGUACGCUGCGCAUGGUGACCACUCACACUGUGCCAAUGAACUCCUGGAGCACGGAGCUGAUAUCACACUGACAAAUGUGUCGGGCUCAUCUGCAUUUAGCAUUUGUGUUGCCAGGGGUAGCAAACAAGUUCAGCUGGUAAUGGAACGCCACCUUCUCAAGUUGUUGGAACCAUCAUGAGGUCGCACAAGUCAUAUUUUGUAAAAAUCCUCACACACACAUAUUUUCUACUCUAGUUUUAAAGACAGAUACGUACAUGCACUAUACUGCUUUUCAUGUAAGCUGUCUGUUAAGUUUUUGUUGUUCAAUUUUAUAUUUUACUUCUAGUUACUGAUAUAUACAUCAUUUAAGUCCAUGGGUUUUAUGCUAAUGUAAAUGUAUAUUGCAUUAUAUACUGUUUUAGUUAAAAUUUUUAAUAUGCCAAGUACUUCAGUGUGUUUAUAUGAGGGACUGUUCUCCUUAUUUUAUUCUUCAUAAUAAUACCUAGAAUGGAAAUAGACAGGUAUUCUUGUGUUACUUCCUUGGUUAAGUAUCCAUACUGAUUAGAAGGAACCUCCAACACCAGUUUUGUCAUUGACAUUCAUAGUGGUUAGCAAGAGCUGCUUCUUUAGCCAUUGCAGCAUCAGUUUUUUCUUCAUCAUCAUUUUUUAUAUUGUAAGUAAAAUUAUGUAGUUUCUGUGGGAUUUUACUUGACACUGCAUGAACUAUAGUUUGGUAUGUUUUUUCAUAAGUAAUAUUUCCUUAUUAGUUUUUAAUUACACAUGUAAUUUUGAAAAAUUUACUUCAGAGGCAUCAGAUGCUGACCUGUAUUAAGGCUAAGAGAAUGAAGGGUCAGUAGCCAUGUAACCCAAAUUUAUAAUCCACAAUAGCAAGCACAUUUAUAAUUAGUAACAAGGUAAGGCAAAAUUUGUUUUAUUUCAACAAAAAAUUGUCCAAGAAG
Macrobrachium nipponense is the source of this 1629-nucleotide messenger RNA. Its product is annotated as ankyrin repeat family A protein 2-like. NCBI's taxonomy places the organism in Eukaryota, Metazoa, Arthropoda, Malacostraca, Decapoda, Palaemonidae. Gene Ontology annotation, molecular function: protein binding. The record is from RefSeq and is a predicted model, not a curated record.